Molecule: messenger RNA, 3712 nt
Organism: Oryza brachyantha (malo sina)
Lineage: Eukaryota; Viridiplantae; Streptophyta; Magnoliopsida; Poales; Poaceae
Product: KH domain-containing protein At4g18375
Exons: 8
Coding region: 184-2088 (634 amino acids)
Biological process (GO): regulation of gene expression
Cellular component (GO): cytoplasm; nucleus
Molecular function (GO): mRNA binding
Source: RefSeq, a predicted model, not a curated record
UGCGGACUUGUUCUCCAAAACGAAACCGUGACGCAGCAGGUGCCUCAAGGGAGGGAGAGGACGACGACCCCCAGCUUCCCGUCUACUCGAUCCCCCCGCCCCCCUGUUUCUAGGGUUUCCGCUCCUCCUCCCCGAUCCCCGUCUCGCCGCCGCCGCCCCUCACGUCCCCUCCCCCCGCCGUCGAUGCGUGGUGGCGGUUUCGUUAAUGAAAUGAGGCAUACUGGUAAACGCCCUCAGCAACACAGGGACCAUGACAGAGAAGAUAGGAGGGACCAAAAGAGGAGGCCAGUACCACGUACCCAGGAAAACUCCAGUAACGAUGAAUUGGUUGUUUACCGCAUACUCUGUCCAGACAGAGUAAUAGGUAAUGUAAUUGGCAAGAAUGGCAAGGUGAUAAACUCUAUCCGUCAACAGACCAAUGCUAAAGUCAAGGUCGUUGACCCUUACCCUGGUGCAGACAAAAGGGUUAUAUUGGUAUAUUGUUAUGUCAAGCAUAGAAACCUAGAUGUUAAUGACGAUGAUGAUAGGGAGCCUGUUUGCACAGCACAAGAUGCAUUACUCAAGGUACAUGAGGCAAUUGUUGAUGCUCUGUCCAUCACUAGUGACUCCGAUAAUGAAGAAGCAAACAUCCUUGUACCAGCUAGUCAAUCUGCAAGUGUUAUAGGAAAGUCUGGUGCUGUCAUCAAGAGGCUUCGGUCAACUUCAAAAGCAUUUAUUAAAGUGACCCCAAAAGAUCCAAAUGAAGUUACCCACUCAUGUGCUAUGAGUUUUGAUAAUUUUGUUCAGAUAACUGGUGAUGCUAGAGCUGUCAGAAAGGCACUCUUUGCAGUAUCGACCAUCAUUUACAAGUGCCCAUCAAAAGAGAACAUUCCUCUUGAAACUUCUGUUUCAGAACUUCCUCCAAGCAUUAUAGUUCCUUCUGAUCUUCCUGUUUAUCCAUCUAGUAACUUCUACGCGCCCUCAGAUGCUGCCAUUUCUUCUGGACAUCCAAGUCUAUCGAUCUUAGGGUCAACACCUCAUUUUCCUGAACUUGCAGUAUCAGCUGAUGCUCAUAGCCGAUUGCCUAUUUACCAAUCUGUGCUUCCUGUAAUUCCUGCUUAUAAUACACCAACAUGUUCUGGGGAGCUAUUAUUGCGUGUUUUAUGCCCUGCUGGCAAGAUUGGGUUGGUUAUUGGUAAAGGCGGGGUGACGAUAAAGAGUAUAAGGAAAGAGAGUGGUGCAAGGAUAGAUGUUGAUGACUCAAAAAAUGAUAGAGAGGAAAGUAUAAUCACUAUCACAUCCACUGAGGCCACGGAUGAUGCUAAGUCUGCAGCAGUGGAAGCUGUUCUGCUGCUGCAAUCAAAGAUCAACGAUGACAGUGAAGGUAAAAUUAAUCUUCGCCUUCUUGUUCCGGGUAAGGUAAUAGGCUGUCUUAUUGGCAAGGGCGGUUCGAUUGUCAAUGACAUGCGGAGUAAGACUAAGGCAGCUAUCUACAUAUCAAAGGGUGAAAAACCACGGAAGGCGUCUUCCAGUGAUGAGCUUGUCGAGGUGUUUGGAGAAGUGGACAACCUGCGUGAUGCUCUUGUUCAGAUAGUUUUAAGACUCAGGGAUGAUGUUUUGAGGGACAGUGUGGACAGGCAAAAUUCUGAGAAGGAUGGGAAGUUAACCGCUGCCACUACUGAUCCUUUGUAUGCAAGCAGUUUCCCUUUGCCUGCAUUAUUACCUUACAGACAGCAAAUCACUCCCCUGGGCUACGAUCAAAGGGGUGAAGUCGAACGUGGUUUGGAAGCAUAUCCACGUAGCAGUUCGUAUGGGUACAGCUCCUUGCAGGUUGUAGAUGAUGGCUAUCCAGCACUCUCCUCAUAUACAUCAAAGGGAUAUGGAGGACGUCUUCCGCAUAUGGAAAUGACUAUUCCUGCUAGUGGUCUAUCAAAAGUAAUGGGGAAACAUGGCACAAACUUGGACAACAUUAGAAAGAUUUCUGGAGCUCACAUUGAAAUUAUCGAAUCAAAAUCGUCUCGUCACGACCAUGUCGCUCGCAUAUCUGGCACCACUGAACAGAAGCAAUCGGCAGAGAAUUUGAUCAAAGCUUUCAUAAUGUCUACUUAAGGUUCUUGUUAUAGUUUUUGAUAUAGUUGGACACUUCUGUCUGUUCCUUUCAACUUCUCUUGCCAUCCAUAAUUUCCUUGGGUCCAGGAAAGAGCAUCAAAUACCUAUCCACACAAGUUUCAAUGAAUCUCAUGCUUAUCUAAGUGUGUAUCCCAGGGGUGAACAGAGUACUCUAUGUUCUUUAUGUGUAUCCCAGGGGUGAACAAAGUGCUCUACGUUCCUUAGGCUCUCAACCUUGACCUAUUUUUGUUGCCUUGGUCAUCUUGUUUGUCAUGUUCAAAUAUUCCCAGUACAUCUCUAAGAUUAGUUCAAUCUCUGCGUGGUUUAACUUGUGAUUUUGUCCUUUCAGCAGUGAUAGCUGAAUCAUUCCAUUGUUAGUACAGGGUAAGAACUCCUUUUCUGUCUGUUUGAGAGCCAAGGCUUCCUUUUCGUUUCAAAUGCUCUUGUGUCCCUACGAUGGAACUUGACAAUGAUCACAUGACUGCCAAAUUCAUCAAUCGCAGUUAAUUUGGAUCCCUUGUUUGGCAUGUUCAAAUAUUCCUGUUGAGUAGUUAAAUCUGUGCAUAGUAUACAGCUCAUGAUUAUGUCCUUUCAGGACUAAUUGCUGAUUCCUUAUCAUGAUUGUCCUUUCAGCACCCCCCCCCCCCAUGUCCUAUGAAGGAAUUUUCGUACCAAUGAUCAUGUGUAUGUAGUCUUCAUCAAAUUCUCUAAUCACAGCAUGCAGAUAAAUUUUCCAGUGUUCUCCAUGAUAUUUUCACUUUUUAAGUUAAUUGUUAUAGUAAAACUCACUUGGCUGUCAUCUUUGUUUAUCUUCCACAUCAAUUCAGAUUUUAGUGCCAUGGCCCCAUACUCUUAUUUCCAGAUAGGUUCAAUUAGUUAAUAUUUAUUUGCUCUCAUUUCCUCAUCUCAUCUUGGAAUUCCUUUGACAUGUUCUCAUCUGCUAUUAUUGUAUUUGACAUUAUCAACUGUGAAUAGUAGGCAAUUGGUGAUAACAACACCGUGUACAAAACUUGUACAAGAGUUAGGAUUAACAACAUGGCUAGGGCAUGCAGCUUUUUUUUUGGAUGGUUUGGCAUGCCAUUGCCAGAAUCUUGUAAAUAGAGGAUUUGAGAUUCUGGAAUUUUGUAGCAGUUUGCCAAUGAAUUGAUUUUUCGUCAAUGUGUAGACGACUGGGAUACUUAUAUUCUGUAUUCUUGAGGAUAAAUUGCAUUGUUUUUUUUCCCCUCAAAUGCAGAGUUUAUGGAAUUGCUGAUGAACAAUAGUCUUGGAUUGUACCAUGAUAUGCAAUUUUAAGCAAUCAACAUCAGGUUGUAAACCGAUGUACAGUACGAGUUACAGUAUAUUUGUAAUUUAUACCAAUUUACUGAUGAUAUAUAAUAUGUUGGCCGGGAAACAACAUGAUUCUAUUGUUGAGAUACUAUGAUAAACAGCCUGUUUAAUUCUACCAAAAAAAGCUGAAUUAGGAACUACUCGUGAUGUUAUUAUUUGUGAAAUCAAGCUUUAAAGUUGCGAAGAUAAGCUAAUCAGACACAGUAGCUAGUUGUCAAAAGAAAAAAAAAGAGGCCAAGCUGAUCAAGCUAAUCUUGAUAGACCAUUCGGUGCUGCAUCAUGCGUGAAUCACAGA